Molecule: messenger RNA, 1838 nt
Organism: Panonychus citri (citrus red mite)
Lineage: Eukaryota; Metazoa; Arthropoda; Arachnida; Trombidiformes; Tetranychidae
Exons: 8
Coding region: 300-1544 (414 amino acids)
Source: RefSeq, a predicted model, not a curated record
UCUUAGUGAAUCUGUAAAGUUUUGUUCCCUCAAAGCAACACUAUCGGAUAUUGUCCAAAACAAAUAAAUCAUAAUUCAUGUUUCAUUCAGUUGAAAAUGUUUGUUUCAUAGGUGAUUAAAAAAAUCUGAUCACAAUUAAAGGAUAACUUGUUUGUGUAAAGUUUUCGAUUGUGGAUAAAAAAUCGUUUGGGUUAACUUUUAAUUGUAUUAUGUGAAUAUCAACUUGAAUCCUUAAAUUUGUUUUGUCGAAAUCGCAAUUAACCUAAUACAUCCAUUGACUUUCAUCAUCAGGAUCAAUUAUGAAGUUUAACUGGUAUAUCAUAAGAAUUGGUCUAAUGAUAAUAGUUUAUCUAAUCACCAAUUCAUCAGGUCUUCGAAUUACUAAAUUGGAGGUACCACAAUCAGUUCCUCUUGGAAAAUCAGUUACCCUUAGGUGUCAUUAUGAUCUAACAGGAGAUGAACUUUACUCAGUAAAAUGGUACAGAGAUUAUGUUGAAUUUUAUAGAUAUCUUCCGUCCGAUGAACAGAAAUCAGGUCAGACAUUCACCCUGAAAGGAGUCCAUGUAGAUUUAACACGUUCAUCAGCUAAACACGUUUUCUUAACCAAGACUGAGCUCACAUCGGAGGGACACUAUGCAUGUGAGGUGUCCACUGAAGGUCCAUCUUUCAGUACCGUUCGAGCCGAAAGACAAAUGAAAGUUUAUGUAUUACCUAAAGAAGGAUUAUCCAUUGAAGGUACUGAGCCAGUUUAUGGUAUGGAAAAUUUUAUCAAUCUUACCUGUAUAGCAAAUCCAUCUUAUCCAUCCCAGAUUUUAUCUUGGUAUAUAAAUGAACAAAAGGCCUUACCCCAUCAAUUGAUUCAUUAUGAACCUGAAAGAGACUCUACUGGUCUUGACGCUACUCGACUCGGACUUUACUUUGAGGCGGUCAGUAGUUAUUUUCUUCGAGGUUCACUUAAGCUGAGAUGCACUUCAACGAUAAUAUUGGUGUAUAGAUACGAGUCUUCGAUAACUUUAAGUGGUGGAACUCCAAAGAAUCGAACUUUCAAUGGACAUUAUACUUGGAAUGAAGAUCGCUUAUAUCAGCGUGAGCCUGAAAGUCCGAUUAUUGAAGGUGGUAAAGAUAAAUACAAAGUGGGUUCAUUAAUGGAUCUAAAUUGUACCACUCAAUCAGAGUCUCACCUUGAAUGGUUCAUUAAAAAUAAACCGGCCAAUGAAAGUCAACUUGUCCGUUACACAGAUCGAACUGGAAAACUAGUUAAACUUGGCCUUCGAUUUGAGAUGGAGAAGAGACAUUUUCAAAUGCAAGAAUUAAGAUUAAAGUGUAUGGCUCAAUAUAAUAUUCCUAUUGCAAAUCUAUCUAAAGCAUUGACCAUAAGAACUUACGAGAAGACAAAUGAUGGACUUAUGAUACAAUCGAGUAUCGAUAUCGCUAAUUGUGGUCUUUCCGUGUUUGCCAAAAGUUCAGUUUAUCCAAUCAUUUGGUCAUCGAUACAAAUUCUGAUCAGCUUUUGUCGCAAUUGGCCAUCAAUCGCAAUUAAAUAGUCAGUACCCGAUUGGAAGCUGAAUCUGACCCAUAAACCAAAAAGCUAAUCCAUAAAAUUGGAUAAUAUGAAAUUCAACCAAAUAAAACUGCUUGUGAAUCAGGAGCUAAGAUAAUUUCACAAAGUUUUGUGGGAAAUUUUGAUUAGUUCAAAUCGGAAUGAAAUCUAAUCAAAGUUUACUAAUCCGAAACCCAGACGACCAUGAUUAGCACAACAAAUAAUUUAUUUCUUACCAAUUAUGUAGAUAUAAAAGUUGAAAUCAUGAUUUAUUAGAUAAAAUUGAUCACAAACAUUA